ACUCCCUAUCAUACAAAUAAAAAACCAACUCACACAAAUUACAAAAAGAAAUAAAAAAAAUGGCGGACGAGAGAGCUGGAGCCGAGAUUGUGUAUGGAGCCGACGAGUGCCUUCGCCAUUCCAUCGAGCUUCUAGAUGAGCUCGGUUUCCCUAGAGGCGUCCUCCCACUCAAAGAUCUUGUGGAGUGUGGGCGGGUUCGAGCCACGGGCUUUGUUUGGAUGAAACAAAAGGCUCCAUAUGAGCACUUUUUUGAGGGGACUAAUACACGUGUGAGUUAUGCUAUAGAAGUGACUGCAUAUAUUGAAAAGUGUAAGAUGAAGAAAAUGACCGGGGUUAAAAGUAAGCAAUUGUUGAUGUGGGUACCUAUUGUCGAGAUGAGUAUGGAAGAUGUCAAUAGUUCAAAAAUCUACUUCAAGAUCCCGGUUGGGGUCGGGAAGUCGUUCCCGGUAACGGCGUUUAUGACCGAUGAAGAAAAGAAGAAAUACAUCGAGCGAUCUAAGUAAAUGAUUAGGUUAAAUUGGGUUAAUUGAUAUUGUCAUAUUGUAAUGUCUUCUAUUUUGUUUCUUGAUUUGGUUGUUUUCUACUUCGGGGGAUUUAAUAUCUGUAAUAUUUACUUUCAUAUGGAGAAUAUAUGAACCGAGCUUCUAUUUUAUUAGAAAAA
Molecule: messenger RNA, 661 nt
Organism: Helianthus annuus (common sunflower)
Lineage: Eukaryota; Viridiplantae; Streptophyta; Magnoliopsida; Asterales; Asteraceae
Exons: 1
Coding region: 60-503 (147 amino acids)
Source: RefSeq, a predicted model, not a curated record